This is a messenger RNA of Serinus canaria (Common canary), 1003 nucleotides long. It is a transcript of the gene SGCZ, whose product is annotated as sarcoglycan zeta. Bases 83 to 1003 code for a protein of 306 amino acids. The transcript has 8 exons. Gene Ontology annotation, cellular component: sarcoglycan complex; sarcolemma. The record is from RefSeq and is a predicted model, not a curated record. Gene Ontology annotation, biological process: cardiac muscle tissue development; heart contraction. Lineage: Eukaryota; Metazoa; Chordata; Aves; Passeriformes; Fringillidae.
AAAGAGAGUUCUCCACAGCAUUACCUGCUGGCCAAGAGGCCGUGCUACUUUCAGAUUGAGUGGGGAGACAUAGCUGGCUCAAAUGACACGAGAGCAGUAUAUAUUAGCAACACAACAGAACAGCCUUCCAAGGACUGAACAUCCUCAGUUCUACCCAGUAGGGAUUUAUGGAUGGCGAAAGAGGUGCUUAUACUUCUUUGUCCUUCUGCUGUUGGUUACCAUGAUUGUUAAUUUAGCAAUGACAAUAUGGAUUUUGAAGGUUAUGAAUUUCACAGUGGAUGGAAUGGGAAAUUUGAGAGUCACUAAAAAAGGAAUACGACUUGAAGGAAUAUCUGAAUUUCUACUUCCACUAUAUGUGAAAGAAAUCCAUUCCCGAAAGGAUAGUCCACUGGUCUUACAGUCUGACAGAAAUGUAACAGUGAAUGCAAGAAAUCACAUGGGACAGUUAACUGGACAACUGACAGUAGGGGCUGAUGCUGUGGAAGCUCAGUGUAAGAGGUUUGAAGUGAGAGCAAGUGACAGUGGAAGAGUGUUGUUUUCUGCAGAUGAAGAUGAGAUUGUCAUUGGAGCUGACAGACUGAAAGUAACAGGCACGGAAGGGGCAGUGUUUGGGCACUCUGUGGAGACACCCCAUAUCAGAGCAGAACCUUCCCAAGACCUCAAACUUGAAUCUCCUACUAGAUCUUUGGUGAUGGAAGCACCCAGGGGAGUGCAAGUCAACGCAGCUGCAGGAGACUUAAAGGCUACCUGUAGGAAAGAACUGCACUUACAGUCUACAGAAGGGGAGAUAUUUUUAAACGCAGAUACAAUCCGCCUGGGAAAUCUACCAGUGGGGUCCUUUUCAUCCUCCUCCUCCUUCUCCUCCUCCUCCUCACCCAGCUCUUCAGCUCCUCGCCAGACUAUCUAUGAGCUCUGCGCCUGUCCCAAUGGUAAACUUUACCUGUCCCCAGCAGGAGCAGGCUCCACAUGUCAAUCCAGUAGCAACAUCUGCUUGUGGAGCUAG